AUGUCGACUGCAUUUAAUAACAACCUCUCUAGCAAUGUUUACCAUAGACAGAUGACUAGAGAUAAGUCUAUGAAAUCUCGCUACUCAGAUGAUAGCAAAUCAGAUCGAGGAAGUGAAUUCAGCCUGUCAAUAGGAGCAGACCAAAGGAAAAUCUGCUGGUAGAUUAUCAUCUUCACAAUUGCAGCUUUGAUCAACUUCAUGAGCAGUUUCAGAGAUUACUUUAUUUAGGAUAUACUUAGAGAGGAGCCUGAUAGUCCUUUGACUAUGGCAAGCAAUCUAGCUAAAGGCAUUGGAUAUUUUAUCAUUGGGAAUAUGUAUGAUAAUGUCGCUGUGCCUAAGAAACUGACUUUUAUUUUGCUUCUCAUUCUGGGAAUAUUUACACUAACUGUAAUUUAAUCAGCUUUCACACUUUUUAGCAUGGAACUUUAGAUUUAGUACCUUAAAUCUACUGAUGUACCUAUUAACACUUUGGAUAAUGUAACUCCUGUAAAUGGCAGUACUGACUCUGACUCUGACGGAGAUCUAGAUUCCCCCGAGUAGUAUUCGUUUUCAGACUCUUAGAAUGUUAUAUUUCAAAUGUCUAGUGUCAGAGUUUUCGAAAGUGGAUCUUACAGAGGAUUCAUAGUGGGGGUAUGGAGUGCUUCUUAUGUUAUCACUCCAAUUAUACAUGCCAAUUUCUUUUAAAACACCUAAUCAAACUAUGCUAUCGAGUGUUAUGCAUUAGGAGGGUGUUACAUAAUCAUGGCUAUUAUAUGCAAAAUUUACUUUUAUCACAAUCCUUGCCACAUUGGAGUAAUAGUAGAGCCUAAUUAGCGUUUGACUGGUUUUUUCCUCGAUGAAACAUCUACCUCCAAAUUUCAAAGUAGCGAUAUUACAGCUCAGAUCAAAAGUUUUCAGUAAAAGCAUCGAGUAUCACUAAUAGAUGCAUAUUAGUAUUAAGUGUAUUUGACUUUGGUGUUUUUGAGCUGCUUGCAGAUAGUAUAUAUUUUAUUUGGAUUCUACUUAGAUAAUUGGAUUGAUUAAGAUGACACUGUCAAUAUAAUCGUGGCAAUCUUAGUUGGAGCGAUUCUUGGCUCUUCCAAUUUUUUAUAUACAUGCCUUAUUCCACUUAAAAUAGUAAGUUUUUAUAUGGCGUAAUUUUCCUUUAAGGCCAGAGAAAUUACUGAUAAAGAGCAGAAGAAAUAAUAUAUGUAGUAGAAUUAUAGCCUUUUAGACUUAAAAGCAAGUUAUGUUGGAACUAUCAUUGGUACCAUUCUAGGAACAACAAGUUUGAUUAGCACAAUAGCCUUUGUGAAUAUGACAUCAAUAGUAGACUUUGUAGUAUAGACAGAGGCUUCAUCGGUGAUUACUUUGAUAUUACUUCUAGUUAUAUCAAACUUAAUCCUCUACAAAUCUAUAAAGAAGGAGUUAAUGCAAUUCAAAUGCAUCCGCAAAAGAUUCCCUAAGACUAUUAAAUCUAGAAAUAUAGUUCCAACAGAAGAUUGA
This is a messenger RNA of Stylonychia lemnae, 1485 nucleotides long. Lineage: Eukaryota; Ciliophora; Spirotrichea; Sporadotrichida; Oxytrichidae. The record is from the annotation of a GenBank genome assembly.